This is a messenger RNA of Cladophialophora bantiana CBS 173.52, 1440 nucleotides long. RefSeq lists its product as uncharacterized. Gene Ontology annotation, cellular component: mitochondrion. Gene Ontology annotation, biological process: folic acid metabolic process; dihydrofolate metabolic process; glycine biosynthetic process. The transcript has a single exon. Gene Ontology annotation, molecular function: NADP binding; dihydrofolate reductase activity. NCBI's taxonomy places the organism in Eukaryota, Fungi, Ascomycota, Eurotiomycetes, Chaetothyriales, Herpotrichiellaceae. The record is from RefSeq and is a predicted model, not a curated record. The coding region runs from base 1 to 1440 and encodes 479 amino acids.
AUGUCCGUUCCAACACCACCGACAACCACGCUGUCAGCACCGCCAUCGCCAAGGGAUCUCCCAACGUCCGCGUCGACCCUCUUGCCGCCGAAUCUGGACAACAACGAAGAGCAGGAGGAGCUCGAGAGAAUGCUCUCCCCGUCCGCCAAACGUAUCAUCAAGAUCACCACGACAAUCGUCACGCCCAUCUUCAUGCGUCCGAAACCCAUCUACAUCGUCGUGGCGACCUCGCUAAAUCCGCCAAUGGGCAUCGGACACCAGGGCAAGUUGCCUUGGCCACCGAUCCGGGCGGACAUGGCGUUUUUCAAAAACGUCACGUCGCACGUCUCCGACGAAGCGAAGGCAGGGUUGCGGGAGUCUCCUGCUUCUUCGUCGUCGUCAUCGGCGGCGGGACCGACGGGCAUGAGGACGCUCAAUGCCGUGGUCAUGGGCCGCAAGACCUGGGAGAGCAUUCCCCCCAAGUUCCGGCCGCUGGCGGGGAGAUUGAACGUGAUCAUCACGCGAUCCGACUCCGAGGAGCUGGGAUGGAAGAUCCUCCAGGAGUUGAAAUCCCCCGCCAGCAAGGGGAUGGACGCGGCAUCGCAGUGGGAACUCCAUGUCCUCCCAUCGUCGUCAUCCGCCAAAACAAACGUGAAGACAAAGUCGAGUUCGACAUCGAAGAGCAGCGCAAACCAGAGACGGCGCAGCAGCACGAUUCUGGUCCCGCCAGUUUCGACCUUCACAUUGUCCAAGCACGCGUCCAUAUCCCCGAUCCUCAUCUCCGCCUCGCUCCCUUCGACUCUCUCCCUGCUCUCCUCGCAGGCACCGAUCCACAUACCACCUGCAACCGCCACCACCGCACCAACAUCAGCCCCAGGCUCGGGGAGGGACCCCUCACUGUCCCUCUCGAUCCACAAGAUCUUCUGCAUCGGCGGCGGCGAAAUAUACCGACAGGUUCUGUCCCUCUCGUCCACCAAUCCUCACACCCCCACCACGCCGGCCGGGAGCGAGACGGGGACGGACACCGAGGGCGAAACCGGCGCCGAUGGAGGAGGAGGAGGAGGCGAGCAGCACUUCGAGGUGAGAAUAUUGCAGACGCAAAUCCGCCGGAUGCCCUCCUCGUCCACCGCAAGCGGCGACAGCAAAGGGCAUGGUGAUUUUGAAUGUGAUACCUUCUUUCCCGACCUCUUGCCUUCGCCUCAUUCAGGCGUCAAAUCCGCGAAAUGGAAGCAUGUUGCUCCGUCCAAAGUUCAGGAGUGGAUCGGAGGCGAGGUGGAGCUGCCUCAGCAUUUGGGGAGGCGGAAGCAAAGCGUUGUUGAAGCUAUCACCAGACAGGGUAAUGGGAGCGGUGACGAGGACGAAGAAGAACUUACGCCUCUGGAUAGUAGUGGGAAGGAGAUGUGGAUGAAGGACGAGAAGGCAGGUGUCGAGAUUCGGGUCGUCGGCUGGGAACGGCGGUGA